This is a messenger RNA of Aphanomyces invadans, 3230 nucleotides long. RefSeq lists its product as hypothetical. Bases 27 to 3119 code for a protein of 1030 amino acids. The record is from RefSeq and is a predicted model, not a curated record. The transcript has a single exon. Lineage: Eukaryota; Oomycota; Saprolegniomycetes; Saprolegniales; Verrucalvaceae.
CCCCGCAAGAGCACAAGGCGACGGGCAUGGACGAAGCAUACCAGGGGCAUGCUACCCCCCGCGAAAGCGAGUCGUCGUCGAUCGACGCAGAGUUCGUACGACACCGUGUGGAACGCCCGACAGGCAACCCCGAAGCGGUCGUGGACCCCCGCAUGUCGUACCAAGCACCUGUCAAAGUGACGGACAACAACAUGACGCAAAAAGAAAACGCAUCCAGCGAUGAGACUGUGAUUUCCGUGCACGGGUACAUGCACAAGCAAGGAAAGCGAUCCAUCAAGGGUCCAAUCCAUAAAAGCUGGAAGAAGCGCUACUUUGCUCUUGAGAACGCCAAGAUCUACUACUUCCAGAACGACGCGGACUGCCGUCGAUACUUUUCGACACGCAACGUCGAUUUGGUUGUGGGUGCUGUCGAGCUGAAGGAAGCCCUGCAACUCCGGCCGUCCGGUCGCUUGGACCUCCCCACGAAGGGAUUCGAAAUUCACACCAAGCGCCGCGUUUGGGUGUUGUGCCCAGAAACCGACGACGAGUACAAGAUGUGGUUUGAGGGUGUGGAAGAAGCCAUCGUCUCUUGUGGUGCGGGAAAUGUAAUCGAACGUCACCUUCCCAACGUUCGCAAGUACGUCAUGAAAGGCUUGCCCACCUACCGCUUCCUGUACAUCCUAUUUCUUGUUGCUGGUCUGGUUGAAUUGGCAGGUCUUGUUUUGUGGUUUGUAGUGGGUGUUCAACCCUGCGACCAAGCACGCCCAACCAUCGAAUGUCCGACCAUAUUGUCUCAAACCAUGGACUUGUUGAAAUGCGGUGAUAAGCCGUUCAAUGGCGUGUUCACACCUCCCAAGUUUUGGCUCAAAUUCGCGGGUGUUGAAGACGUCAAGUGCUGGGCCGAACCACCUAUCGGGCAAUGGAUUUCUUACUUUUGUCUGCUGUUGGCAGAGCUCAUAAGUUUCAUUCUGGGUGCCAUUUACUACCUUGGCAUGUGGAAACCUGUGCGUCGUGGCGCUCACUACUUGGACGAGUUCGAGCCCAAAUUGCCCGACGAACAAUGGCCCAAGGUUGACGUGUUCAUCUGCCACUAUUCUGAGCCGUCUGAAGAAACUGUCGAUACGCUUGCGGCAUGCAUGAACUUGCAAUAUCCACCUCAUUUGCUUCACAUCUUCAUUUUGGAUGAUGGCUAUUGCAAGACCAAAUGGACCAAGGGAAAUCCGGUGCCGACGAUCGAACUCAACAAGGGCGUGAUUGAAAAGGCUGGCGACUUGCGCCAAGAAGUAGCCCAGUUCAUGUAUGACCGUGUGUGCGACCCGAAUGACGACAUGGAGUUGUAUGCGUGGCGCAAGCUCCAUUCGUCUGCAAACUUGCCGAUGGAGUCGCGUCCUCGUGUGGUCAACCGUGCGGACUGUGCUGUUGGGUCAUUCCGCGAUGACUACCGCUACAGUGGCCUGCCUCAUGUGACGUUUGUCGGUCGUGUCAAGCCCCCUACGCACUACUCGAAAGCCGGGAACAUCAACAAUGCGUGCUACAACGAAGGAGCCAAUGGGCGUUAUGUGGUCAUUCUCGACAACGACAUGCAACCGCACCCCAAGUUCAUUUUGGCCACUUUGCCAUUUUUCUUUGACUCUGAAGAUCGUGCCUUGAAAAACAAGUACUCAUGCUGCACCGGUGGAUGCAACAAAGUGGCGCGUAUGUGCUGUGCAUCAUGCAAGAUUGCCGGGGUCCCUGAAGAAAAGAUCAGCUAUUGCUCCAAGCAAUGCUUUGACAAUGCAAUGCACUCGUCCAGUGCACUCCACCGUCGUCAAGUGAACGGUACCAUGAGCGAAAAACCCAACAAAGGAUCGUCAAAACGAAUUUUGUACUGCAUGACAUGCAACAACGUGACGAACAAUCAAGGUGUGUGCAAGACCUGUAUGCAUCCAACCAACAACCCAGACUUGGAAGAUGGACUUGCGCACUCGUCGUCACCGUACUCUGACGCAGUCAAAGACAACGCGGUCGCGUUUGUUCAGACGCCGCAGUACUUCCGCGAUUGCGUCCAAUUUCAAAUUGGCGACCCCUUGGGCCACCGCAAUGCGACGUUUUACGAUGCCAUUCAAACCGGUCAAGAUGGGUACGACUGCGCGUCGUUCGCCGGAACGAAUGCGAUUUUCCGGCGCGAAGCGUUGGAUUCCAUUGGAGGCAUUCAGUACGGCAGUUUGACCGAAGAUUGCUACACGGGGCAGCAAUUGUGUGCGAUGGGAUGGAAGGGGUUGUACUUCCGCAAGGACUUUGAAGGCGAGAUGUCGGAACGCAUCCGUUUGGCGGAAGGGCUGAUCCCAGACAACGUGGCGAGUUCGCUGGCGCAGCGCAAGCGUUGGGCCAAGGGCAACUUCCAAAUCAUGCUCAUGAACAAGAAGAAGAACUACUUUGACAAGGAAUGGACCAAGCCUAAAGUGUCGGUUCCACCAAAGCCCAAGAGUGGUAACUUCAUGCGCAAGGUGUUUUACAUCAACUGCACCAUCUAUCCCGUCGGGUCACUCUGCGCGUUGCUGUUCUUCUAUAUCACGCUGUACUUUUUGUACACUGGUUAUGCUCCCAUUUACUUUUCCGGCCUGAAGUUGCUGUACGCGUUGGUACCCAAGCUCUUGAUCCAAGGCGCUCUCUCGGCGUUGAGCAACCGCACUGUCGAAAACAACGACGUCGUCCGGUCCCAGGAAGCUUGGUUUGUUUAUGCGUUUACUCAUACGACGGCCGUGUUGGAGACCUUCUGGUGGAAACUCACGGGCAAGGAAGCGGCGUGGUUUGUCACAGGCAGUUCGUCGCGCGGCUCCCUCACGGAACUCCCCAACGUCAUAGUGUACUUCGGUCACGUUUUUGGCUUGGUGUGGGCCCUCAUUCGUUUCUUUGCCACGUACAACUCGCAGCAAACGUCGCAUGGCGCGUCGUUGCUGGUGGCGAGUCUCAUGAUGGGGCUCUUUAUCGCGACGAAACUUGGGCCCAGCGUCCGCAUGAGUAUCCAAGAGUACUUCGGAUGGAGCUACCACAGUUUGACGGACCAGGGCAACUUUUUCGGCCAGUCCAUGAUUGCGUUCGGCCUGGUCUUCAUCUCGUUGUGGGUGUACAUUGAAAAGCCAAGUUCGAACCCGUUCUAGGCCAUCGACUCGCGUUGCCCUGGCAUAUAUAGUCUGUACACUCUCUUCUACUUUAUUCAAGAAAACGCUCUGAAGAUAAUUGGUUCUUUUCCUCCUGAAAUUAGAGUCACG